GAAUCAGGAGAUAUAGAAAUCCUAGAAUUACUUUUUCUCUAGUAAAUUUUCAAGGGCAAGUAUGCCUUCUUGUCCAAAGCUUUUAAGAUUUCGCAGUCCUCUAGCCGGGGCUAUCAAGCAAGGUCCUCCUUUCUUCUGUUCCGUCCCGGAAGCAGUGCUGGCUGGCUGGCUAAGGCUAAGGAUGUGCUCCCCUUUUGCUCUUGGCGCCAGAGGCAAUGGAGAACAUAACUCAAUCCUUAUCAUAUCAUUCUUGAAUGGUUCCUGCAUUUUUCAGAUGUGGUAACUAGAAUUUGGGGUCGUAUAUAUAGUUAGCAGUACUUUUAGCACCUUAGACUAAGGUUUAGGCAUUGAUAUCCACAGGGAAUGGGGGGGAAAAACCUGCAUUUAUCACCAUAAGCUCCCUAUGGCAAAGCAGAGGUUAAUGAGUUUUCAUUUUUUUUACUAUGUAGCCAGCUCUGAUCACGACUGGCCACUGAUGCAGCUAUCAUCAUCAUCAUCAUCAUCAUCAUCAUCAUAAGUGAUGAUCCCGGAUUGGAACUUCACCAUGUCGUAUGUGAUUGAGGUGGCAGAAAGGCACUUACAAGGAAUAUGUGUAUGUAUAUAUAUAUAUAUGUAUGUAUGAUGCAAUUGGGCCAAUACAUGAUUAGUUUAAUUAUUCCAGUUUGUUGUGUGUAUUAGAAUUCCGGUUUUCACCGUCGUUGGAUCCAAUCUCAUCAUGUCGGUGGAUCAAUAUCCGAUUUUUAGAUACCCCCAUUCACGGAUCGGUCCGAAUGCCCGAAAAAUCGGAUAUAUAUAUAUAUAUACACACAUAUGUAUGUAUCUCCUCAUCUCAAGGGAAUAGAUUAAGCAAACAAUGGAAUCAAUCUUUGACAUUCAGUUCAUCUCUAUCUUACUCGUAUGCCCAAUCUCACUUCUGUUUCUCCAUCUGAUUUUCUUCAAGAAAUCACCUCCUAACGAUCAGUGCGUUCAUCUUCCUCCAAGCCCACCAUCCCUCCCACUCGUGGGUCAUCUCCACCUCCUCGUCUCCACCCAUCUGCCCGCUCGCCUUAAGAAUCUCUCCUCCAAAUACGGCCCUCUCCUCUAUCUCCGCUUCCUCGGCUUCCCCGUCGUCCUCGUCUCCUCCGCCUCGGUCGCCUACCAAGUUUUCAGGACCGAAGACGUCAACUUCUCCAACCAUUCGGUCGCCACUUUGGACGACUCCUUGUUUCUAGGGCCUUACAGUUUCAUGGCCUCCCCCUACGGCGAUUACUGGAAGUUCGUGAAGAAGCUCCUCGCCACGGAUUUGCUAGGACCGAACCAUUUGGCGAGAUCUCGUCGUCUUCGGGCCGAAGAAUUCGAUAGGUUUUACAUUUACUUGCUGGAAAAGGCAACGAGGGGAGAGCUUGUCGAUAUUGCCGUGGAGAUUAGAAAGCUCUCGAACAAGAUCGUAUGCAACAUGAUCAUGGGACAGAAAUGUUCGGAGGAGAAUGGUACAGAGGAGAAACUCGGGGGUUUGGCCAAGAAAUCCAUCCACUUGUGUGGAAAGAUAUUCACAGCAAAAGGGCUACGUUCGAUUUCGAGGUUUGGGGCUUCACUCCUGGAGAGAGAGGUAAGGGAAGCUUCUAGAACGUACGAUGAGUUGCUCGAGAAGAGCCUCAAGGAACAUGAAGAGAAUCCAGACAGAGAGCAUAAGGACAUGAUGGAUAUGCUGUUGGAAGCUUGUCAGAACGAGAAGGCUCCAUACAAGAUCACGAGGAAUCAGAUUAAAUCAAUCUUUGUGGAUCUUCUCUUUGGAACCAAUGAUAGCCCACCAGCUUCAGUUUCCUGGACAAUGGCAGAGCUUAUGAACCAUCCAGAUGUCUUCAGAAAGCUGAGGAAAGAGAUCGAGUUCAUUGUCGGGAAAACAAGGGUUCUUGAAGAGACAGAUCUCCAAAACCUCCCGUACCUGCAAGCGGUCGUGAAGGAAGGGCUAAGGCUGUAUCCACCCACGUUUUUCUUGCCGAGAAAAUGCCAAGAAGGGUGUGAGAUCGGAGGGUAUUACAUCCCGAAGAACACGACAGUGGUUCUCAAUCUUUACGGAAUAAUGAGGGAUCCCAGCUCGUGGGAAGACCCAGAUGAGUUUCGACCAGAGAGAUUCUUGGAAAGUACGAGGAAUACGAGAGAGUGUGAUUACAAGGAACAUGCACUGAAGCACAUUCCGUUUGGGAGUGGAAGAAGAAGGUGUCCAGGAGCGAACUUGGCUAAUAUUGUGAUGGAGACGGCGAUUGGGAGAAUGGUUCAAUGCUUCGACUGGAAGAUCCAUGGCGGCAAGGUUAACAUGGAACCGACCAACAAUGGCUUCAUGGAGAUGCGUCAUCCUCUCCUUAUGACUCCUGUUCUUCACUUUCAUCCUUUACCAUCUACUCAAUAUGAUUAAGAAUUCGUCCAUUGUAUGUGCUUAUUUGUUCUGAUGAAUCUCUCUCUCUCUCUCUC
This is a messenger RNA of Tarenaya hassleriana, 2451 nucleotides long. RefSeq names its product cytochrome P450 705A5-like. Gene Ontology annotation, cellular component: membrane. The transcript is spliced from 3 exons. Lineage: Eukaryota; Viridiplantae; Streptophyta; Magnoliopsida; Brassicales; Cleomaceae. The record is from RefSeq and is a predicted model, not a curated record. Gene Ontology annotation, molecular function: heme binding; iron ion binding; oxidoreductase activity, acting on paired donors, with incorporation or reduction of molecular oxygen, NAD(P)H as one donor, and incorporation of one atom of oxygen. Bases 854 to 2395 code for a protein of 513 amino acids.